CGAGGAACUCGCAGGGCCCACGAACGACGAGGGAGAACCGUGCACCGCCGAGUCGCCGAGGUCCCACCCACGACAUGGCCAAGAACGUAGGGGAGAGUCGGAUACCUGUUCCACGGCCAGCUCGUCCGUCGUUCUUCCCGAAAUCGAGAGUACUCGAGGCGUCGAGGCUCUUGUCGGGAGGUCGCCGAUCUACCAUCUUCUCGGGUUGCUUUCAGUUCGUUAACACCGAGGACGAGCCCGCCACUCCGAGAGAGAAGUUCGCGGGAUUCGUGUCGUCAACGCCUACUAUCAAGAGCGAUACGACGGAUCAGACAUUCACGAUAUCACCCGUGUGGGACAUAGACAAGAACGAUGUGCAGCAAUUGGUGCAGCUCAGCGAAGAGAAGAGCAGCCUGUUCAGGCUACUCGAGGAUUCUCAGCUGAGCAUGAUCGAGGAUGUCGGCGAUAGCUGCCUCGUAGAGACCAGCUUAGGCAAUUACAAUGAUGCGAACGCGACGCCGCAUUAUUUGAUGCUCAACAAACAGAACUCAUUCGAGCACGACGAAAGCUUAGGCAUCCUGACCCCCGACCAGAUGACUGAUUUCACGGUCGCGCUGGAGUGCUCCAGGACACCAUCCUGCGAGAAUCUCACCGGCUCGGCCGGCUCGAAAGUAGCGUUGACGCGAGCGUCCGCUUCAAGACCACUGGCGGAGGAGGGUUGCAGCGAGAGGACGCCUUCCCCGGAGGAACUGCCGCUCGACCCGAAACCGGUGGAACCGAUCAGAGGUAACACAGUGCCCGUGAGCUUCGUCACGUCGGUCACCAGCAUCACGAGUCUCGAGGCGGGCUACCAAGGCGACGGCGAGAACUCGAGGCCGGCCAGCCGCGGUGCGGAUCCGCCGUCCAUAGUGCCGCCGGUGAAUCUUCCCGCCCCGUGCAGGCAAGAUCCGAUGACCGACUCGGACUUCUUCACGGAGAGCGACGCCGACGCCCACGAGGAGAUAGUGCGGGGCGACAGGAAAGCCCAAGUGAUCGACGGUACGCUGUUCUGCGCCCCGGGCGAACGCAGAUGCCCGAGCUUCACCGGCGAGGAGAUGGACUCGAGUGGCAUUUACUCGGACCUGGACAAGCUUCAGGCGCCCGAACAGGCGCCGGAGGAGAACGACGAUCACACGCCCGACACCGGCGACACCGAGCUCUCGCAGAGAAGCCAGCCGUCGCCGGUAGCCGCGAACGUCAUCAUGGAUUAUCUGCAGAACCCUAUCAAGACUUCGGACGAGACAAAAGGCUUGAAUGACACGACGAAUUCCGCCGAGGUACCGGCGAUCAAGACGGUCGAAAAUAACGAGAACAUCCGACCUAAAACACCAAGCAAGGCUGAUUCGAUGCCUUUGAAGAAGUAUAAGAUGCCAAAGAAGAACGUCGUCUCGAAGAUCAAAGCGAUGAUCGAGUCGUCUGCGAAGGACGACGCGGAGAAAGAAGCGAGACGCUCCCAAAGAUCGGCUAGGAAAGGCGGCCGUUGGGACGCGGUCAUGAACAAGAUCGAAGCUGGCAAGAACGAGCAGAGAACGAGGUCAGCCAGGAAGGAAGUCAAGUCGAGGGUGCUGCAGAAUCUGGCACUGUCGCCUUCUACGAGGCCGACGUUAAAGAAAGCCGGCGACUCGAAUAAUUACAACAACAACAACAAGGACAAACGGAGGAUGCGUGGCUGGCAAGAGAUGAAAUCGCCGACACAGGAGACCGCAAGGAGUUCCGUGCGCAGUUCCAUGAGCGACCUCAGCAGUGGCCCGAGCAAGGAUAUGCCAAAGAGAUCACCGACGUCCGCGAACCCGCCCAGAAGAUUCGUCUCGAACAGCCAUGCCAAUCACCAGGUCCGUUUGAAUAAUUUCGACGCGAAAAAGAACUGCAUCGACGUGACGCCGGUCGUACUCGAGAAGAGCCCGCCGUCAGCGCGAAAGCCGGCGAUAACAAGGAGAUUAACGGCUAACGCACCCGUGAAACAGAAAUCCUCCACGCCGUCGAUAAAAGAUCGCGAGUCCAAGGAAGCUCACCACAACAUCAACUAUGCGCCGGCGAGGACGUCACCGGAGACGCGGGACCAGGCCGCGCAAACCACCGUGCCCUACGAGGCCUCCCGCGCUCAGCAAUUGGAGCGAACCGCGCAGGCCCUCGCGGUGACAGUGCAGUACAUGACGUGUGAGCUGGACGCAUUCGCAACCCCGAAGCUGAAGAGAGACUUCGAGCAACUGAAGGCCGAUUACGAGAAGAUGAGGAACGAACGGUCCGCCGUGCUUUCGGAAAUCGACGAUCUGCGCGUGAGAUACGUCAGCAUCGAGGAGAGACUCGAGGCGGAGAGGGAGAAUCACCGUAAAGCUCUGGACGAACUUCGCGACGAUCUGGAGGCUCGCAGGGCGGAACAAGUCGCCGUGCUGGUCGAGACCCUGAAGGAGGAGAGGCGCAAGUACGACGUGCGGCUGAACGACGCUACGAAGGAGCAUCGCGCGACGAUCGCGCGACUGCGCGCCGAGCGGGACAGCGAACUGGCGCGCAAGGACGCCGAGGCUAUGAGGCGGUCCGUCGUCCACGACCAGGGUGCCGUGCUGAGGGCGGAGAUCGAGUCCCUGCGAUCCGUGCUCGAGCUGAGGAGCCAGGAGAACGCGGCGCUCAGGUCGGAGCUGGACAGCUUCAAGCGCGACAUCGAGGACAAAGACGCGCUGCAGCUGCGGCUCGACACCGUGGAGGCGAGGUGCGAGGACCUGAAGGCCCAGCUCCAGUGCAAGGACAACUUCGAGCGGCAGGUGUCGCACGAGAACGAGAUGCUGCACGAGUCGAUCCACCAGAUCUCGAAGCAGAACAAGCGAUUGGCGCAACGCAACGAGGAGCUGCAAUGGAGGCUGCGCCAGAAGAACGAGUGGGUGAGCGUUCUCGCGAACCAGCUGGCGGGCCCGCGACUCUCCCGAUCCGCGGGCCCGGAGCACACCGAGCACACUCUCUCCCCCGACAAGAGCGACCCGCACUCGUCGUCAUCUUCGUCGUCAAUGGUGAAGUUCAUGGUCGAGAAGAGCGACUCGGUCUCUUGGACCUUGGAGAUCGACGACGAGUCGUCGUCGAAGGGCGGCGCGGCUUCCUCCGACUCGCUUAGCAGGCUACCGAAAGUCAGCAGGUCCGAGAGCGGCGCGACGGUAUCGAGGCAAGGCUCGCUGAGACUUACACCGAAACGCUCCCCCGACGCGGACACCAGCAGAGCGAGGUCGAAGAGCAUCUCUGUGACGGACGCGGCGCGGGUCGAGGAGAACGCGUGGUCACCGUCGUUCAACUCAACGCCGGUCACCCGACGACGAGUUCCCAGGAACAACGACGCCUCGCCCUCUUCCUCCUCCUCGUCCUCCUCGUCAUCCUCCGCGUCGUCCUCGGCGCCGGGCGCGAACCCCACCGUAGCGGCCGCGGUCGCGGCCGCCGCGGUGGCCGCCGCGGCCGCGGAAGACUGCACCGUCGGCCAGAACCAGCCCCAGGAGGCUGGCGGGGAGGCGAUGAUCUCCGAGGAGACGUCCGCGUCCAGCAGCGAGGACGAGUCGUCCACCGGCAGCGACAUACCGCGUCUGCCGAUGCAGUUCGCCUGGGGCAAGCCGAUCAAGUAACGCUCGAGUGAGCCGCGUCUCACCUCCGCCGCCGCCACCCGCCUACGCGUUCGUUCUGUUGCGUGCAGUGCCGCUGUUUGCGUCGUGGAGCAGUAAGAAAAGGAAAAGAAACGGCCAUUUGUCCUCGCUCUUGCCUAUUACCCGGCGGAAGGAUAUGACGUUCCUCCAUCGAAAGAGAAAGAGAGAGAGAAGAGUCGUCGUGAGAUCCUCGUUGCACGCGUGAUCAUUCCCUCUAUUCCUGUUCCCGUACAGGACAGGUUGCGUUUCACUGUGUAACGUCGGCACACCUUGUUUAUUAUUUUUCCAAUUGAUAUACAUAUUAUAUAAAUAUAAAUAAAUAAAUAUAUAUAUAUAUAUAUAUUUAUAUAAUAUAUAUAUAUAUAUAUAUAUAUACAUGCAUACAUAUAUACUUGUUCGAGAAAGCUCGCGUGUCAUGAGCGCCGUGAGAGUUUUGGUUUUAAUCGAGCGGCACCGCGCGUCUAACGAUACGCAAAGCAAUUCCGGGAAUGUAAUGUUGUGUGAGUUUAGUGCAAGAGAGAGAGAGAGAAAGAGAGAGAAGAUGUACGCGCGAAUGAAUUCCACGAGACGUAUUUUAACGUUACGACUGUAUAAACUAGACUUAGUACGAUUGUUUCCGUGUCUUCUUUCUUUUUUCUCUUCUUCCUUCCCUCUUUCGAUUUAGAGAGGUUUUAUUACCUUGCUGCACGUUUUACAUCGCGAUUUCAUUCGGCGCAGCGAUCGAUCGAAACGAUCGUGGAUUUCAGUUGGCCAUCACCUUUGGGAUUCACGUUUUUCCUCGUGUAAUAAUUUCUCGAUAUACGUACAACGAAACUUGCUUCGUUUGCUGUAUCGCAAAGGCGCGACCGUGCCUUUCUCUCUCCGGGCUUUUCCUCGCCUGCCUAAGAGCAAGAACCUAGAGGUGUAAAGUCGCGUAGCACUUCAUUUUCGUCUUUCUAAACUGCGGCGCAGGCAUCGGGAGGGUGAAAACAUUAACAUUUUUAUUAACGACUAAUAUUAGGAGCCUCCGGGGAAUUUUCGAACACUCAAAUGAGCGAGUUUCGCAAGCGUUGCUCUACUUGUCUGCUUCUUGUUUCCUUCUCUCGGUACAAAUACCUGGUAAUAUCGCGGCAGCUGAUACAAGAACACGAUGACAAUGACUGUCGCUCCGUUUGCGAUCACAUUUUGUAUUAUCUUUAAGGAGUUCUUCUCUCUUCUUCGAAUAAUACACACACAUACACACACACCGUCUUUUGUUCCAAAUUCGUUACGCUUAUUUAUACGGAUUUGAAUGAAUUGUGUAAUUUUACCAAAUGCGGAGAGGGAGAUCACGCACCGCAUUUGUAGGGUUUUCUUCUUUCUUCCUUUGUAUGUGUGUAUGUGUGUGUUACGACGCGAAUAUUGCGCGGGUCAUCUAUCCGGAACACAGCAGAACAGUGAAUACCAUUUAGCGACUAACUACCAGCACGUUGCGACGAGUGUUAAUUUCACACACAGUCCGUUCCAUAGAAGACAAGGUAGUUUAGAUUUAAAGGAAAGAAACGUCGCGCCGAUAUAAAAGGUACCAAGUAUUAUUCUCACUGAGAAAGUACGUUUCUUUUUCUCAUGUGUGCUGAUAAAAGUAAAAAAAAUCGAUGUAUUAUAUAUAUACUUCUUCGAAAUAAAUAAUAUAAGUAUAAUAUGAAUUGUAGCGACUUUUGAGAGAGAGAGAGAGAGAUCUGAAUUGUAGCAAUUUGAAAGAUUUCCGUUCGUCUACUCGCCGACCGUUAUGAUUGUUCCCCGUCGAGUCAAGAGCUCAUACUUCAAGUAUCUCGGCUAAAUUGAUUAUCCAUAAUUUCUAAAUUCCACUCGAAAUUCGAUAUUCAAUUUAACAACAAAGAAGAAACAAAGGAAAUAAGAUUUAUUAACACUUUAACUGCCACGCUGAAAUCACAUGUUUCGCUCAGGACGCCACGGGAAUAUUUUUAUUAUUCAAAGUAUAUAAUGGCAAAAAAAUAAUAAAUUGAUAUAAGACAACAUUCUUAAUGGAUAAGAUAGAGCGUUUAUCUUAUUGGUGGUCACGGGUGACCACCGUGGCGCCUUGGUAACAGUUGUUAGCAACAAAUUAAAACAAGGCUUCGUUUAUUUCAACAAACUAUUCGCAUUCGUUAUUCCGUCGUAAGCGAAACGUCCAGAAUAUAUUGGUGAAACGUGUAGAAGAUAUUAGUAAACAGUAUUUGCUCAUUCUAUAUAUAAUAUUAAGGUAUGUGCACACUUCUAACUUCAAUUAUAUGAUUAUAAAGUAGCAUUUACGAUUAUUUUCUGAGGUGUGUUUAUAAUAAUAUUCGUAGAUUACCCCUCAAAGAUAUUUAUGUUUAAAGUGUUUUAACACAGUGCACCGUUAGAUGCAAGAUUUGUUCUAAUAUUUUUUUUUAUUGAUGUUCUAAUAAAAAUUUUUAAUUGUUCAAUGGGGCACUUUUUAUUUCAAAGUAUCUUCUAUUUAUCGGUUAUAUUCAAAAUGCGCUGUCAAUUUUCAUUCAAUUUUUACAAUUGUAAAAAGUUCAAGCGCUCCGGUCACCAAUGACCAUCGUGGCGUCACAGGGGAAACCGUGGCCGGUCAUAUAUGACCAACGUGGCAACGAUCGUCUCGCUCGGGACCGAUCGACCGAAACGAUCGUGACGACGAAGAGACGCACGUUGAGAUAUUACGAGAGAGAGUUUUAUCGAGAUCCUUUUAUCCGGUUGGAGUAUGAGAUCGCAGAACUUUUGGAUUGCGGCGUCAUUUGAUUCGACUAAUUCAAAUCAAAGGGAAAUAUAUUAUGAUCACUGUUAUAAUUAUUAUGAAUUAGAUUACUUGUUGGUUACACAUCUGUGAUGUCCUCUUUGUUUGAACAUUAAUAAAGCGUUUUAUCAAGUGA
Dinoponera quadriceps is the source of this 6511-nucleotide messenger RNA. It is a transcript of the gene toc, whose product is annotated as nucleoprotein TPR. NCBI's taxonomy places the organism in Eukaryota, Metazoa, Arthropoda, Insecta, Hymenoptera, Formicidae. The record is from RefSeq and is a predicted model, not a curated record. Gene Ontology annotation, cellular component: nucleus; cytoplasm. Bases 75 to 3617 code for a protein of 1180 amino acids. Gene Ontology annotation, molecular function: microtubule binding. The transcript is spliced from 11 exons.